Molecule: messenger RNA, 3174 nt
Organism: Wasmannia auropunctata (little fire ant)
Lineage: Eukaryota; Metazoa; Arthropoda; Insecta; Hymenoptera; Formicidae
Product: hemicentin-2-like
Exons: 9
Coding region: 1-2637 (878 amino acids)
Molecular function (GO): protein binding
Source: RefSeq, a predicted model, not a curated record
AUGGAGAGGAUGCUUUUGCUGAUGAGCUUGCUGGCCCGGUUCGUCGUGGCGGAAGUUCUGCUCGGCGACGUCGACGAACCACUGCCCAUAUCAGACGUAAGCGCAGUGGCCGGUUUCAAAGCUCAGAUACCUUGCGACAUCGAUCCGCCGAUUAAAGACGAGACGGUCAUCAUGGUAUUUUGGUACAAAGAUGAAAAGGACGGCGAACCGAUAUACAGCAUGGACGCUCGGGGGAGGCAGAUAGCUCAGGCGAGGCUUUGGUCGGAUCCGUACGUGUUCGGUGAAAGGGCGGUUAUGAAGACGGACGUAAAGCCCGCCGAGCUGGAGAUAGAUCCUUUGGAGUUCACAGACGGCGGUGUAUACAGAUGCAGAGUGGAUUUUAAGAAUAGUCCCACGAAGAAUCAGAAGAUUAAUCUUACGGUCAUAGUGCCGCCGAAAAAACCGGUGAUAUAUGCCGGCGCUAGCAGGAGCCCGGCUAAAAUACUGUUUAACGAGGGAAGCGAGACGUCCCUGUUGUGCGAGGUGAUCGGGGGUUUACCUCCGCCGAAGGUCACGUGGUAUUUCGACGGCAGAGUCCUGGACGAUACGUAUACGCGGGAGCACGACGAUAUAACGAUAAAUCGGCUGGAUAUCCCGAGGGUCACCAGGGACUUCCUGAGCACGAAGCUAAUUUGCAAGGCGAACAAUACUCAGCUUAUGACGCCCCUGACCUCCGAGGUCGAACUGGAUGUGAACCUGAAGCCGCUCGUGGUCAACAUUACGAAUAAGCGAUUUCACCUAUCGGCGUUAAGAACUUACGAGAUCGAGUGUGUCACCUCGGGUUCCAGACCGCAGGCGGUGAUCACCUGGUGGAAAGGGACUCAUCAAGUCAAACAUAUGGCUAGAAAUUUCCUAGACAAUCCGAACAUCACGAGAAGUGCGCUGAGCUACGUGCCGACCAUCGAGGACGAUGGAAAAUUUCUGACGUGCAGAGCGGAAAAUCCCGUGGUGCCUAACAGUGCCUUGGAGGACAAAUGGCAUUUAUUGAUAUAUUACGCACCGGUGGUGAGCAUUAAGUUGGGUUCCAGUUUGAAGGCGAACGAUAUAAACGAGGGCGACGACGUCUACUUUGAGUGCGACGUACGGGCCAAUCCGAGGUCUUACAAGCUACUUUGGUUCAAAGACGGCAAGGAAUUGCAUCAGAACGCCACCGCGGGGAUUAUUCUUCCCGGUGGGCACUCCCUGGUAUUGCAGAGCGUGACGAAAAGCUCCGCCGGGGAAUAUUCCUGCAUGGCAGUCAACGUCGAAGGGAAAUCCGCGAGUCGACCGGUAACCCUCGUAGUGAUGUACGCACCGAUCUGCAAGGACGGCUCUUCCACCCAAGUGGUCGGCGCCCUCAAGCACGAAACGAUCUCGCUGGUCUGCGGCGUACAGUCGAAACCGCCGCCCACGACCUUCCACUGGACGUUCAACAACUCCGGGGAGUUGAUGAGCGUGCCGGCCACGAGGUACGCGCAGGUCAAACCGCUCAGCCUGAUCACGACCCACUGGCACGGCUCCAGACUGAAUUACACGCCGGAGAACGACAUGGACUACGGCACGGUCGCCUGCUGGGCGAGAAAUCGGAUAGGGGUGCAGAGGACGCCCUGUCUCUUUCAGAUCAUCGUCGCCGGGAAGCCAUACCCCUUGCAGAACUGCACGGCCCUCCAGUCGACCGGACCCUACGCGUACCGAAUGGGUCACGAAGACUUUAAAGCCACCGACUCGAGGGACGCGGACUGGCUGAUCGUCAGGUGCUCCGAGGGAUUCGACGGUGGUUUGCCCUUGACUAAUUACGAGCUGGAGGUCUACAGUGAGGAGAACGUUUAUCAUGUCAAUACCAUCUACCUGAACCACACCGAUAGAUCCGGCUCAUCCGGUCCAGUUUUCGAAGUUCCCGGCUUAGAGCCCGGCCGGAAUUACAGGCUUCAUCUUUAUGCCGUCAACGCGAAGGGUCGGAGCGAUCCCGUUGUUUUGGAACCGGUCACACUGAAAGGCGUGGCGAUGUACACCACUGGUCGAGGAAUCUCGGACGAGGCGACCGAUUACAGCCUCCUAGUGGCGUGCUUCGCCGGCGGCGUAACCGCUAUUUGCAUUCUGAUCGUCGGGAUAACGCUGACCCUGUACCGUCGCAGCCAUCCGACGCAGGCGGCGAAGGCGCGGGCGGCCGAACCGGUGCAGUACGAGAGCAAGGAGGACGGUCGGCCGGCGGCGCCGGCAGCGACGACGACGACGACGACGAGGACGAGGAGUGGCAGCGGCGAGGCGGCGACCGCGCACCGGGACGACUUGAAGGGGCAGAUAAGCGCGGACGUGCCGGACGACGAUCCGGACGUGAUACCGAGCAAGGCCGUCGAUAGACGGCCGGACAUCUUCGAGCCGGGCUACGCGUCCGGCAAGCCGUCCGAGCGAGCCAAGGACUUCAGGUGCCUCGAGGACCUCGACUAUCCGUCGCCCUCGUCGGUGCUCCACGCCAAGGACUCCUGGAUCUAUCCGAACGGCUACGCGGAGAAGAGCGAGAAGAGCCUGUCGAGCCCGAUGCGGCCCAGCACGCUACCGGUGCACCGCACCCACGAUAUCUACACGAGGAGUCUGCGUGUACAGGAGAGUUGUAUAUAGACGGAGGUAUAGGCACAUUUACUUUGCGACCCGGGGGCACUUUAUAUCCGGGUCAGUACCCUCCGAUGCUCGCCAAACCUCGUCGUACGCGAUUAAACGACGCUUGUAAAUAGACAAUAAAUACCGUUAAGAAUAAUCCCGACCUCCCGACCGGCGUGGCACGUCGUCGACAUUUGACAUUCCUAUUCUUGUUUUUCACCUAGCUGUAAGAGCGGUAGCUGCGAUAGCCUCGUUCUAAGGGAAAACGUGAUACUUGGGACACGCCAGGGCGCGAUCAUAUUGCGCGCGUGUACAGAGACAAUAAUUUUCCGCCGUUAAAAGAAAAAAGAAAAUAGACUUCUCGUCACCUCUGCCCCCCUCUCUCGUCGGAAGCCUUCCCGUAAGAAAAAAAUUAAAAUAAAAUAAAAUAAAACAACCUAUCCGCGAAUGUCUGGAGGGAGCGUAAAUGUUUUUGUCUACGGAUGUUUCAUCGUGCUUCGUGGUUAAAUUAAAUGGUCAAAUGUAAACGUUUGUAUAUACAAAUAAUAAAUCUUGUUG